Molecule: messenger RNA, 6400 nt
Organism: Prionailurus viverrinus (fishing cat)
Lineage: Eukaryota; Metazoa; Chordata; Mammalia; Carnivora; Felidae
Gene: PLCXD2
Product: phosphatidylinositol specific phospholipase C X domain containing 2
Exons: 6
Coding region: 328-1419 (363 amino acids)
Biological process (GO): lipid metabolic process
Molecular function (GO): phosphoric diester hydrolase activity
Source: RefSeq, a predicted model, not a curated record
GGGAGUGUGUGCUGAGAAGCCGGGGGAGGAGUAGUAGGCAGGCCCAGCUUCGGUGCCAGGCCAGUGACACACUAGCGGGGUAAAUCUGGCUCGUGAUGUUGCGGCCGGGCGCUCACGUGUGUGUAGACCCACCGGCUUCUCUGUGUGCCGUGUGGGCACCUGUCGUGUGAGUGGCUCCGGGCGUGGCUGCUCGUCGGACGUUCAGUUUCUGCAGAAGGCCCUUUGGCAAGACUGGCGUGACAAAGGUGGCCCUGGAAUGUCUAAAGUCUGGACCAUGAUGAUCACGGAGUGAGUGGCACCGGGCAGUUUGUUGACUGACAAAGAGGGAUGCUAGCAGUUAGGAAGGUAAGGAGGAAACUCAGGAUGGGGACCAUCUGCUCCCCCAACCCCACCGGGACAAAGACAUCAUCGGAGGUCUGCAAUGCCGACUGGAUGGCCUCGCUCCCCCCUCACCUCCACAACGUCCCCCUUUCCAAUCUGGCAAUCCCAGGCUCACAUGAUUCAUUUAGCUACUGGGUAGAUGAAAAGUCCCCAGUGGGGCCUGACCAAACCCCAGCCAUCAAACGCCUCGCCAGGAUCUCCUUGGUGAAGAAGCUAAUGAAGAAAUGGUCCGUGACUCAGAACCUGACGUUCCGAGAGCAGCUGGAAGCUGGGAUCCGCUACUUCGACCUACGUGUGUCUUCUAAACCCGGGGAUGCCGACCAGGAGAUCUACUUCAUUCACGGACUUUUUGGCAUCAAGGUCUCGGAUGGGCUGAUGGAGAUUGACUCAUUUCUUACACAGCACCCCCAAGAGAUUGUCUUCCUGGAUUUCAACCACUUCUACGCCAUGGAUGAGGCCCACCACAAACGCCUAGUUCUCCGGAUCCAGGAGGCCUUUGGAAACAAGCUGUGCUCAGCCUGCAGCGUGGAGAGCAUGACGCUGCAGGCCCUGUGGGAGAAGAAGUGCCAGGUUCUUAUUUUCUAUCACUGCCCCUUCUACAAGCAAUACCCCUUCCUGUGGCCCGGAAAGAAGAUCCCAGCGCCCUGGGCAAACACCACAAGUGUGCGCAAACUAAUCCUCUUCUUGGAGACCACUCUGAGUGAGCGGGCCCCACGGGGCUCCUUCCAUGUCUCUCAAGCGAUUCUUACCCCCCGAGUGAAGACCAUCGCCCGAGGCCUGGUUGGUGGCCUCAAGAACACUCUGGUUCAUAGGAAUCUUCCUGCCAUCCUGGACUGGGUGAAAACCCAGAAGCCCGGAGCCAUGGGUGUCAACAUCAUCACAUCGGACUUCGUGGACCUGGACUCGGUCUGUGCUGUGAGACACAACGCUAAUGGAAGGCGCCUUGUCUGUGACACCGGGGAGGCAGACACAGGAAGCAUGGGAAAGUGCAAUGGAUUUAAGGAGGAAGCUCCAAGUGGGUUGGGAGCUGUUCUGUAACUCCUUGAAAACAAGACUACCUCGGGGACAUUUAGGAUGACUUGUGGGUCAUCAAGUGAGAAAUACCCAGUGUGGGAACUUUUCCAGUUUGUGUCUUGAUUGUUCUCCUUUUUGCAGGUUGUUCUGAGCCUGCUAAUCACCACUGCAUGAGGGCUUUGAAACUCAAGGGGGGAUUUUUUUUAAUUGGUAAGAGGUACUUAUCUAUAAAGAGUCCUCUUGUGUUUUAUUUAUUUAUUUAUUUAUCCACUUAUUUAUUUAUAGAUUAAGUAUCUUCAGUGCUUCUUACCUCAAGAGCACUCACAAAGGAGCUUCCCGAACUCUUUUCACCCAGGCCCGAUGCCGCCCUGAUCUUUCUCCCUUCAAUAGGACUGUGCAUUUCAGCACUGUGAGUGACCUCUGACUCAGCUACAGAUAUUCCCAGCUCCCCCAGUCAUGCUGGGACAGUGUUCAUGCGUGGGUGUGGUCCAGACUUGAGAAGCCACUGCCAGGCCACGCACUGGGUCAGAAGAUACAAUGGGUCAUGAAGAACUCUCAGUUCUUGAGGAAGACUCUCCAGUAGAAGGUUGAAAAGGAAGGAGCUGGAAAGAAAACUGGGCAUGGAGUGUGUACAUACUGAGGCUCCUCAGGACUGUCUGAGGAUCCCUAAGGAAAUGUCAGCGUCUGGAUUCUUAAGGAGGAAAGAUAAACGUGGAAUCCUGGAUGGAUGUGUGUAUGUGUGAAGACCGUUAGGCCACCCCCCCGGGAGCUUCCCAUUUCUAUUCUUCCAUGCUCACAGCUGGAUCUUACAUGUCUCCUGCAAUGGCGGGUAUCCGGGGUGAGCUACCAAAAGCACACCCCCAAAUCUUGGUCUUCCAGCCUCUACUGUCUGUAAAAUAAUUUAAUCCCUGACCUCCAGCUUCUGCAGUUUGGGGAGGGCCACAACACAAAUGCCUUUGGGAAAAUCUGGUCUAACUUUUCCUGUUCUUGCAUUUGAGCCCCCUCUCCAAAGAGGUUCCUGGGAUUGUAUCAUCAAAUUUUGGGGGGCCUUCUCUGGAAAGGGGUAAGAAAGGAAGUGCCCUCACUUUCUCAAUUUUUCUUCAAUUCUAAUAUUAAACCCCAGUGACAAGCUCUGAAAUUCCUGGCCACCCCUCAGGGUUUUAUUUGUGGUCUCAUUGUUUCAGUCGGUCUUCUUUUUAACUCUUGGUCAAUUGCUAGGGACUAGGUCAUUUCCCCUCUUUUAACCCUUUGUUACUUGGCAAAGAGAUCAGGAGGCAAGAGGAGAAUUAUUCUGCUCUGUUUUAUUUGAGCCUCAGCUUUGUCCAGGUGCUUGGUGCUACGAGGCCAGGUGUGUUGGCAGGGUGUCUACAGAGGAUGCCAGUGACACCCAAGGGCUGCUGACUGUUCAGUGAAAUGUUUACUUGAUUUUUGUUCCUUUCGUCUUAAGAUACAUAACUGGACUUCACUUGGGUUGUAACACUGAAGUGCACCUCAGUGUUUGCAUAGUAAGAGGAAAGACAUCAAGCGUGACACAGAAGCACAGAAAAUGGUCCCAACGUCGUGUGCAUGCAGUCCUACUCUAUGUGGCAAAUGCAGGUGUUCACUCCUUCAUACUGUUUUGGGUUGCCAGCCUGGCUUGCAUUUUGAAAUUCUACACAGGAGUUCUGGGAGAUAGGAGGAUUAUUGGCAGUUCGCCCUUGAUAAACACCUUGACUUGGCAGAAUCUCUGCUCCAGGAAAAAGUUGUUCGAUAUAAUACAAAGGAUAUAUGCAUUCUGCUCUUGGACAUGAGGCCAAGCAAAAGACUCAGUGACGGACAGAGGGAGAGGAGACUUUAGUUCUAUGACUCAUUCUACAACUGCCAACAAUAAAAAUGGUUGACCCAACCGCAUCAUUCACUCUCACGAGAUCAAACGAGCCUACCAUACUUACUCAGAAUUAACUUCAAGAUCAACAAAAAAGCUACUUGAUUGAGCCAAAGAGGGCUUUAGUUUCAUAGGAUUUGGGGCCAUAGUUAUUCUGAAAUGUAGGCCAUAGUCAUCCUGAAAUGGUAACUCCAAAUGGCUUUUCAUGAACUCCCUAGACCAUUUGCCACAUUUCCAUGGCUUUGUGGCAAAGGGGACAAUCACAGGUUUCAGUUAGAUUGGAGCAAUGUUUAAAGGCUUGAACUUGGAGCCUAUUAGAGAUACCACUGUGGUUUCAUGGGCAGAAAAGAUAUCCUUAGGGUUGGAGAGAGAAGUCAAGAUGGAAUUGAUGGAAGGGAAUGAUAAAUUAUUGAGGAUUAAUUUUUAAAUUAUUGACAGACCUAAGGGUGUCAUGCCCCCCCCCAAAAUGAUAUAUAUGCUGUAUUAGACUCUCUAGUAAUUUAUUUUCCUUAACACUGAGACCAGACCGCUGAAUUCUUGAAAAUAGUUGAGCCACAGUCCAAACCCAGGAUUUUUAUAUAGACUCAAAAGCACAAGAUCUGAGCCCAGGUCAUGACCAAGGUUAAGAAUCCUGGCUCUCCUUUCAUGACCUCAUAUUCACAUCACAAAGGUUAUGUUUCUGUUCAAGAAGACAAUGAAGUGGAGCCUUCUAGAAUUAAAUGCAGUUUUAUGGUGUGUCAGGAUUUUCUGUUUCUGUUUUUCUGAAUCCUGCCAUAAGAAAGUGCUCCCCAAAGAGACAUCAUUACAACCUGGCGAGAAAGCUUAGUGCUAAGCUAAAGGUGGAGAAACAGAAGAAAUUACGACGGAAAUGAAACGAUUUCUUUUCGUGGACGCAGUAGGGCUACACAAAUUCAGGCCGUCUUACAAAAUGAAUUCAUGGCCCAGUUGAAGUUUUUGGAAUGUUCUUUAUUGGCUGACUGCAGAUUUUUAUUGUUAGGUUCUGGGAAAUGGAACAGCCUAAUGAGUGGGGCACAGCCAUGAGACUUCCCUCUCGUGGCUGAGCAAGUAAGCAACCCUGUGCUAAAUCCACCUCGGUUCCUUAGUCUGGAAUAAAGAUGUUUUCGGGUACCUUAGUGAUGUUCUGCAAACCUUGGUCAACUAGCUCCCCAAAAUGUCAGGUCCCUUAUGAUUAAAUUAAAUGCCUUAUAGUCAGGGAGCGAGGUGUGCAGUUAUGGUAAUUCUUCCUCGUGUGGCGUGUGUGAAGAAAUGCUUUUUGGGUUCAUUUCUCAAAAGUGUGGUCUAGGACGACAGCUGGUGCAACAGUGGCACCGUAGUGAUCCGUAUAGUGAGAUGAAUAGAGCUGAAUGAAAUCUGCCGACGCACUUGAGUUCCCAAGAGGGGCUUUCCUAAAUGCAUGCUAAGCAGUCAUGUUAUGCCAAAAGGAAGUGCACAGAAAUUGAUCACGUCAAAUGUCCAUAUGAACAGGAAGUUUGUUCUGUGUGGCAUAGAGCAUGGUUGUCCCUCUCAAUUCCACUAACUUUGCAGUAGUCCUCGGCCCUCGGCCUCAGACUGCUUCCUAGUGUUUGCCAUCAUGGCUUUGUCACUCAGAAAUGUUGCCUUGGGACACACAGGAGUGAAUUGAUUAGGUGAUAAGUGAUAUAGCUGGAAACUUCACCCUAACUCCAAAUGGUAAUGAACAGCUCUUUACUCUCCCAAGAGACUUACUAUCUUCUUACCUUCUGGCUUCCCCAGCUUCCUAGGAGAAAUAGUGACACGAAAGGUACUAUAUUGCUGAACUGGCCCUUAACCUGGAAGAACACAGUACAAAAUGCUAUUGGUGGUGUUGAAAUAGCACAGUCUUAAAUGCUCAGAAAAUAUUCUAAGAUAACUCUUUCUAUCCUGCAGUGGAUACCGUGUUCUGGUCUUUUCUCCAACGACACUUAUUCUUAGUACUUUUCAAACUCCUUUCUAAGCCACAUAGUUUGGAUAAAAUAUUUUUCUUCUCUUUGCUGGGAAUCCAAUCCCACAAUCUUGAGAUAACCUCAAUAGUCUAGAGGCAUUUUCCUUCUCAUUCCUUCUGAUCUGCACAGAAUACCACUCUCUCCUCUCCUCUUGGCCAUCAUUGAUCAUCUGCUGAUUACUGUUAAUAACAGAAUACCGGUGAAAUUCAUCCAAAUAGACACACACAUUCAAUGAGGCCCAAGCCCACUCCUGUCACAGUGGUUUUUAUUGCUCCUUACUGGUCCCAAAUGCGUAAUUCUGACCCCGACACACACAUGUGUGCGUGCAUGCACGCGUGCAUGCACACACACGCACACACACACACAAUCUGGUUGGGGCCCAGAACUCGGGGCCAAUACUUCAUUCAAAUCGCAGGGGCAUGCUCACAAGCUUGGAGCCCAAUGAGAAGCACAGCACUUUGAAGUCAGAUAGGCCUUCCGUUGCUUUGUAUAUUUGCAGUUUAACAUAUGUUAUUGCUUUAUAGCACUAGUAGCACUUCAGUCAUGAAUCUGUAGUAUCAACAUGAUUAAUCUUAGAACAUAUUCUAGGCACGGCGGUACCUUGCUGCUAUUAUACUUACUAGUUUGCACCCCUAUGUUAAUAAGCGUCACAUACAGACUGUGUGGGCAGUGUUUGUAUUGUGUAUAUGCCAACUGUUAUACUUAACCUCGCCGAUCAGCAAUUAGAAAAUACAGAGGUUGUCAUAGUGAAAAUAAGUCUUGGUCAAUUCAGAUAUGAUAGGUGAAUCUGAUAAAUACUCUGUUAGAUAUUCUGUUUGUCCUCUAUGCUUGUUUUAUAUUACAGUGCAUGCUGUUUGCUAAGUAACAAAAAAUAAUAAAAUCAGAAUAGUAAAUUGUACCAAUUUUAAGGUUAGAGUUAAGUUUGGCACUUAACUUAUAUGCUGCUUGGUACCCUGAAAUGUAUUUUGUGGCUUAAUUAUCUUAUUCACACACGUUUCACUUGGCUUCUUCCCUCCGAGGAAAUAAUUGUUCAAAUAUAUCUCUCCUUCUUUCUUGUAACCUGGAUUAUUCUGCUUAAUUCAACCUAAAACAUUGUAAAGCCAGAUUACCUCAUUUUAACUGUGAAAAAACAAUUUAAUAGGUAUGAUGACAUUAUGUCUUUUCUUGUAUUUUAUUUGAA